AUGGCAUCUCAUGUUGUCGUUAUUGCCACCGACUUGCGCCGGGCGACCAUCAAAGUCACCCCCGGCACAUACCUCUCCGAUGUCCUCGACCAAGCUUGCCAGAAGCUCAACCUCUCCAGUGACAAAUACCUCGUCAAGCACAAACAGAAACAAGUCGAUCUCUCUGUCCCCUUCCGAACAUCUGGCCUUACCGGCGGCGCCAAGCUUGAGCUUGUUCUGCGCUCCAAAACCCCAUCCGCAGUGCAAAUCGCCCUCCAAAUACCCCAACCGGAAGCGAAAGAGAUUCCUGGCGGCCGCUUAAUCAAGAAAUUUCCCUCAGACCUAACGCUAUGGAAAGUCAUGCGCCAGUUUGAAAGUGGCGAGGCGAACGCAGGCAAGAAUAUCAACAUUACAGCGAGGGGGUAUGCGAGCACCACGAGUGGGAGCGGCCAGUUGUAUUACGAGACGCCGGUGUUGAAUAUUAUGGGGAGGGAGUUUUCUGGCUUUCAAGAGUUUCAGAAGACGUUGGCGCAACUGGGUCAUAAUUCGGGGAAUGUGUUGAUUCGGUUGGGGUAUAAGAGGACGGAGAAGACGCUCUUCGAGGCCAUGCAGGAGAUUAGUAUGUAUUUUAAAGAUGGGGACGAGGAGAAGGAGGCUGAGAAGAAAGCCGACGAAGCGAAGCAUGAGCCAGAGAAGGAGGAUCAACGACCUGAAGACACGGUUAUGACGGAUGGGGUCCCAGAAGCAGCGGGGAUGCAACAAAACUCAACAUCGUCACAAACUCCCGCAGCAGUGCAACUGGCGGAGGAAGAAGCUCCCCAAGAGAGUGCAAAUAUUUCUUCACCGCUACCACAGGAUCCGUAUCAGCCCGUCAACGUCUUUCUUGCACCAACAGGGUCUACGCCCGCAGCAGCAUUGGUACCAGCUUCGGAAACGGACUUCACUCCUACUGUUGCCCAUGCUCAAUUACACCAGGCUCGACUCCUGGAAAGCUCCCGGAACAAACGGCUGCUCUCAGACAAGGAACUGGAAGAGAAAGCUGCCGCAGAGGAAGCGCGCAUUGCGAGUAUCAAGUUCGUCCUCGUCAAGGUCCGAUUUCCAGAUAACACAAGCAGCGAGUGGCAGGUCAGUCCCAGCGAGACGGGGGCUUUUUUGUACGAAGCCGUACGGCAUGUCAUGGCAGAUGCUUCUCAAAAGUUUCACUUGGUACUCCCUGGUGGCAAGGAUAUUAUCAAAGAUAACAGCGGGCCAGGCCAUAACCUCGUCAAGGCGUAUAAGCUGUCAGGCCGCGUCUUGGUCAACCUGGUGUGGGAAGACAGCGUACCAGCGGCAGUCAGAAAGCAGCCCUUCCUCAAAGCUAAUGUAGCGCAGCAAGGUCAGGCUGUCAAGGUACCUGAUUUGCCGACGGUGGAUGAUGAGCCUGUGGCGGGCCCGUCGAAGGGCGAGGUGAAGGAGGAGAAGAAGGAGAAGAGUGACGGGAUUAAGAAGAUACCAAAGUGGUUGAAGCUGGGGAAGAAAUGA
Messenger RNA from Pochonia chlamydosporia 170, 1500 nucleotides. Its product is annotated as UBX domain-containing protein. Bases 1 to 1500 code for a protein of 499 amino acids. The record is from RefSeq and is a predicted model, not a curated record. NCBI's taxonomy places the organism in Eukaryota, Fungi, Ascomycota, Sordariomycetes, Hypocreales, Clavicipitaceae. The transcript is spliced from 2 exons.